CUUUGGUUCCUUUCCCUAUUCAACUCUUCAGCUUUCAGAGUGUUGCCACGUCUCUAAGCUCUAAUCCCAGCACUCUCACACACAUGCAGACACUCACGUUUCCUGUCCCUGUGUGACACUCACCCGGUCCCCGCGCGGCGUCCUCCUCCCGCCACACACACACACACACACACGCACGCACGCACGCGCGCAGGGCCGAGCGGAGGACAGCUCGCCGGCAGUUCGCACUUGGAGGCGUCCUGCUUCGGUCUCGCAGCGCUGAUGGCAUCUCCGGGCUCGGGCUUUUGGUCCUUCGGAUCUGAAGAUGGCUCUGGGGAUCCAGAGAACUCUGGCACAGCGAGAGCUUGGUGUCAGGUGGCCCAGAAGUUCACGGGCGGCAUCGGAAACAAGCUUUGCGCCCUGCUCUACGGAGACGCAGAGAAGCCGGCGGAGAGCGGCGGGAGCCAGCCGAGGACCACCUCCCGCAAGGCUACCUGCGCCUGCAACCAGAAGCCCUGCAACUGCCCCAAAGCGGAGGUCAACUAUGCGUUUCUACACGCAACAGACCUGCUACCAGCGUGUGAUGGAGAAAGGCCCACUUUGGCAUUUCUGCAAGAUGUUAUGGACAUUUUGCUUCAGUAUGUGGUGAAAAGUUUCGAUAGAUCAACCAAAGUGAUUGAUUUCCAUUACCCUAAUGAGCUUCUUCAAGAAUAUAAUUGGGAGUUAGCAGACCAGCCACAAAAUUUGGAGGAAAUUUUGAUGCAUUGCCAAACAACUCUAAAAUAUGCAAUCAAAACAGGGCAUCCCAGAUAUUUCAAUCAGCUUUCUACUGGACUGGAUAUGGUAGGAUUAGCAGCAGACUGGCUGACAUCAACUGCAAACACUAAUAUGUUCACCUAUGAAAUUGCUCCGGUAUUUGUGCUUUUGGAAUAUGUCACGCUAAAGAAAAUGAGAGAAAUCAUUGGCUGGCCUGGGGGCUCUGGCGAUGGGAUAUUUUCUCCUGGUGGAGCCAUAUCCAACAUGUACGCCAUGCUGAUUGCACGCUUUAAGAUGUUCCCUGAGGUCAAGGAGAAAGGGAUGGCCGCUGUUCCCAGGCUCAUUGCCUUCACCUCUGAGCAUAGUCAUUUUUCUCUCAAGAAGGGAGCUGCAGCCUUGGGCAUUGGAACAGACAGUGUGAUUCUGAUUAAAUGUGAUGAAAGGGGGAAAAUGAUCCCAUCUGACCUUGAAAGAAGGAUCCUUGAAGCCAAACAAAAAGGAUUUGUCCCCUUCCUUGUGAGUGCCACAGCUGGGACCACUGUCUAUGGAGCAUUCGAUCCCCUGCUAGCUGUCGCUGACAUCUGCAAAAAGUAUAAGAUCUGGAUGCACGUGGAUGCAGCUUGGGGUGGGGGAUUACUGAUGUCCCGAAAACACAAGUGGAAACUGAGCGGCGUGGAGAGGGCCAACUCUGUGACAUGGAAUCCACAUAAGAUGAUGGGUGUCCCUCUGCAGUGCUCUGCUCUCCUCGUUAGAGAAGAGGGGUUGAUGCAGAGCUGCAACCAGAUGCAUGCCUCCUACCUCUUUCAGCAAGAUAAACACUAUGACCUGUCCUACGACACUGGAGACAAGGCCUUACAGUGCGGACGCCACGUUGAUGUUUUUAAACUCUGGCUAAUGUGGAGGGCAAAGGGGACAACUGGGUUUGAAGCACACAUUGAUAAGUGUUUGGAGCUGGCGGAGUAUUUAUACAACAUCAUCAAAAACCGAGAAGGGUAUGAAAUGGUGUUUGAUGGAAAGCCUCAGCACACAAACGUCUGCUUCUGGUAUGUUCCACCGAGUCUGCGAGUGCUGGACAACAAUGAAGAGAGGAUGAGCCGCCUUUCCAAGGUGGCUCCAGUGAUUAAGGCCAGAAUGAUGGAGUCCGGGACCACGAUGGUGAGCUACCAGCCCUUGGGAGACAAGGUCAAUUUCUUCCGCAUGGUCAUCUCAAACCCCGCAGCAACCCACCAAGACAUUGACUUUCUGAUUGAAGAAAUAGAACGCCUUGGACAAGAUUUAUAAUAACCUAGCUCACCAAGCUGCUUCAGUUCUCUAGGUAGACAAUGAAGUUGUCACAAACCGUGUAAAUGUAUUUGUAGUUUGUUCCAAAGUAAAUCUAUUUCUAUAUUGUGGUGUCAAAGUAGAGUACAGUUUAAAAAAAAUCAAAAGCAAACAAACAUUGCUCCUUUUCAGAAUCCUUUCUUAAGUUAAGAUUACCUCUCUAAUAAUUAGUGACAAAAGGCUGUGUGCUAAUCAAUAAGGAAAAGCUUAAUAUUGUUAUAAAUACUUCCCUUACUUUUAAUAUAGUGUGCAAAUCAGAGCUUUAUUUUCACUUCAGAGUAGUAGGAUUGAAUAGUGCCAAAUUGCCCCUGAAUCAUCAAAGGUUCUUUGGGGUGCAGUGAAAAGGGUAAAGUAAAUAUAAAAUGUAUGUUGACAAUAAAAAAAAAACUUUUGCCUUUUU
Sus scrofa (pig) is the source of this 2455-nucleotide messenger RNA. It is a transcript of the gene GAD2, whose product is annotated as glutamate decarboxylase 2. The record is from RefSeq and is marked validated. Gene Ontology annotation, molecular function: pyridoxal phosphate binding; glutamate decarboxylase activity. Gene Ontology annotation, biological process: GABA biosynthetic process; GABA shunt. Lineage: Eukaryota; Metazoa; Chordata; Mammalia; Artiodactyla; Suidae. Gene Ontology annotation, cellular component: cytoplasm.